AUCCAGACCUUUUCUGAUUCUCUUGCAACUCUCUCUCUCCCCGUUGUUAAAGUGUCCUCGCAUUUUGAUUCUUUUUUUCGUACUAACUCAGUAACUCUAUUGCCUCUUUGCGUGAAUUUAGUACUAGUAGUCAUUUUUUGGCUACCUCUACUCUCUCUCUCUCUUUUCCUCACCCUUGAAUCGUUUAGGUCCUCACAUUUCCACUCCCUCAAGCGCACACAUUUUUAAUUACUUUUCCUCUCUUGACACAACAAAACCAUGGAAGAGCUAAUAAUCUCUCCCUCCUCAUCUUCCUCUCUGGUCUCUUUGCCCCAAGAAACCCCACCAACUCUCCAACAAAGGCUCCAAUUCAUUGUCCAAAGCCAACCAGAGUGGUGGGCUUAUGCCAUUUUCUGGCAAACCACAAACGCUAGUGACAAUGGUCACCACCUCUUCUUGUCUUGGGCUGAUGGCCAUUUCCAAGGCACCAAAGACACAUCCCCUAAACUCUCCCACAUCAACACCCACUACCCCAUUUCAAUGCUACACUCCGAGAGAAGAAAAUUCAUGAGGGAUAUCCAAUCCUCCAUCCUCAGCACCACCACCAACAACGACAGUAAUCUUGAUCACAUGUCUAUCAACGCCGAUGUCACUGACACCGAAUGGUUCUACGUCAUGUCGUUAACUCGCUCUUUCUCUGUUGGUGAUGGUGUGCUCGGCAAAGCCUUUGGUACUAAUUCUCUUGUGUGGCUAACUGGUGGCCAUGAGCUUCAGUUCUACAAUUGUGAGAGAGCCAAAGAAGCUCAAAUGCACGGGAUUGAGACUUUGGUUUGUAUCCCAACUUCUUGUGGGGUUCUUGAACUGGGUUCUCAAGAUAUAAUCAGAGAGAACUGGGGUUUAGUCCAACAAGUCAAGUCCUUUUUUGGGUCAGAUCUAAUUGGCUUAGUACCUAAGCAAGCAAACCAAAGCUCUCCAAGCCCAAUACAGUUUCUUGACCGAAACAUUUCUUUCGCUGAUAUUGGCAUAAUUGCUGGCAUACAAGAAGAUGAUGAGUCUCAAGAAGAGCACAGAAAGGGAGUGGUAUUAGAAGGAUCGGCAAAGAAAGGAUGUGUCAAAUUAGGUGGACAAUCUUUGUACGUAGACUCAGAGCACUCUGAUUCUGAUUGUCCACUAAUUGCUGUGAACAACAUAGAGAAAAGGACUCCCAAGAAGAGAGGAAGAAAGCCCGGUCUGGGGCGUGACACACCAUUGAACCAUGUGGAGGCAGAGCGCCAGAGAAGGGAGAAGCUGAACCACAGGUUCUAUGCUCUACGAGCCGUGGUUCCCAACGUGUCAAGGAUGGACAAGGCAUCGUUGUUAUCUGACGCUGUGUCUUAUAUCAAUGAAUUGAAGACCAAGAUCGAUGAGUUGGAGUCACAGCUCCAAAGAGAGUCCAAGAAGGUGAAGCUAGAAAUGACUGAUACAAUGGACAAUCAAAGCACUACCACCUCAGUAGACCAAACCAAGCCUAAUAAUACAAACUCUGGGUCAGUUCUUGAAGUUGAGGUCAAGAUGGUUGGACCUGAUGCCAUGAUUAGGCUUCAGUCGGAGAACGUUAAUUACCCAGGAGCUCGUUUAAUGGGUGCACUACGUGACCUAGAGCUCCAACUCCACCAUGCCAGUAUGUCCUGUGUCAAUGAGCUCAUGCUUCAGGAUGUUGUGGUCAAAGUUCCUGAAGGAUUGAGAGCUGAAGAGGCACUCAAAUCUGCACUUCUCGGAAGAUUAGAGCAGUAAUUUAGAUCUCUAUUGCUACUUUUAUCAAUAAUUAUAUAUAUAUAUAUAUAUAUAUAUAAAAUAUAAAUAUAAGUAUGUGUUAAUUUUGUUUUGCAUAUCAAAUUUUGUGUAAUUAAGGAGGUAGGUAAUGUUUAACUUAAUUUGCUUUUUUUGUUUAUUUAUAUAUAUAUAUAUAUAUAUUUUUUUUUUUUUUUUUUCUCUCCUACGUUGUUGUUGUAUUCAUAAGCCUUUAAUAAAAGUUGGCAAUAUUCUUAGAAAUUAAAGAAGUUAUUGUACACAGUGUUUGUGCUGUGCCUAUUGUCAUAUGUAUGUAAGGAUUUUUCAUGUUC
Quercus robur (English oak) is the source of this 2081-nucleotide messenger RNA. RefSeq names its product transcription factor MYC2. Gene Ontology annotation, biological process: regulation of DNA-templated transcription. Gene Ontology annotation, molecular function: transcription cis-regulatory region binding; protein dimerization activity; DNA-binding transcription factor activity. Gene Ontology annotation, cellular component: nucleus. Lineage: Eukaryota; Viridiplantae; Streptophyta; Magnoliopsida; Fagales; Fagaceae. The record is from RefSeq and is a predicted model, not a curated record. The coding region runs from base 259 to 1752 and encodes 497 amino acids. The transcript has a single exon.